Messenger RNA from Geodia barretti, 1790 nucleotides. NCBI's taxonomy places the organism in Eukaryota, Metazoa, Porifera, Demospongiae, Tetractinellida, Geodiidae. The record is from the annotation of a GenBank genome assembly.
UGGCGGGAAAGCGAAGUGUUUUGCUAUGUACUAGCUAUCUCUGAUCUUCUUUCUGUAUGACUAGUAUUAGUAGCCUGCAUAAUGGGAGACUCGGUGCCGGCGGCGCUGCGACGGCGAGUCGUCCAGAGCUUCAAAUUGCAGGGGCUCACCCUCCAGAGUGGCGCCACGUCGGUUCUGGCGGAGGUCCUGGAGCCCUACCGGGACUCCGGGGACCUGGAUGAGAUAGUGGAGCGUAUCGUGGAGGCCGUCCAGCAGCAACCGCUGUCUUCAUCACUCAUUGGGAGAGAGACAGUUCUAGCUGCAGUGGAGGAGGUGAACGAGGCCUCAGACGCUGACAAAGAGAAGGCACUGGUGGUCAUAGACGCAUUUGAAAUCCCCAAGUUCACCUACAACCCGGACCAGAAAAGGUUCCUCCCAGUUCCCAGGUCGUCUCUCUCACUCCAUUCCUCUGCCGGCGAUAAAGCUGCCCUAUUUCGGAGUCGCUACACUCUCAUUCUUCAGCAGACGGCUCGUCACGAACUCUUUGCACCCACAACCUUUGGCCAAUCGGCAAGCACCGACGACUCAAACUCCCGGUUUCAACUGCACAAGGUCGAAGGUCUUCUCGGCCAGACUGGCUUCGUGGACAAGGUCAUAGUACUCGGGAUACUGACUAGGAUCAAGGAGGGCAAGGUUCACCUGGAGGACCCCACAGGGUGCGUGGAGCUAGACCUCGCAAACACUGUAUUUCACACCGGUCUCUUCGUCGAGAGCAGUCUGGUUCUAGCUGAAGGCGUCUUUGAAGAGAAGGUGUUCCACGUGUCGGCUGUUGGUUUCCCUCCUCCAGAACCUCCGUCUGUCACCAGGAACUAUUUCGGGAAUGUCAAUUUCUUUGGCGGUCCGUCCACCGUGUGUGCCAAGUCCUCUGAGAAGCUCCAGGCAAUGCUGGCCGAGAACGAAGACGCCAUGUUUGUGUUUCUCUCGGACAUCUUCCUCAACGAGCCGAGAGUGAUGGAGAGACUCGCCACUCUGUUCUCGGGGUACUCCGAGGCCCCGCCCACUGCCAUUGUCCUAAUGGGUGACUUUAGCUCCGCCCCCUACGGCCCGCUGACCAAUCAGAAGCUGAGGGAGGAUUUCAAAUCCCUGGCGGAACUGAUGAUGAGGUUUCCAACUCUCGUGAAAAACUCGCAGUUUCUCUUUGUCCCUGGCCCCCAGGAUCCCGGGCCAGGAAACCUCCUCCCGCGACCCCCUAUUCCUUCCGUCUUGACCUCGGACCUCACGUCUCGGGUCCCCACGGCCAAGUUCUGUUCCAAUCCGGUCCGGAUCCAGUUCUGCACGCGGGAGAUCGUCGUGUUCCGGGACGACAUUCUGGGGAAGAUGUGUCGCAACUGUGUCCGAUUUCCCACCAAGUCGGCCGACCUUCCGACACAUUUCACAAAGACACUGCUCUCGCAAGGACACCUCUGUCCCCUCCCCCUUCACUCCCGCCCCGUUUACUGGGCUUUUGACCACGCCCUUCAGCUCCACCCACUCCCCGAUCUGGUCGUCAUUGGCGACAAGUGUGACCCGUUCACCGUGACGUCAGGCGAGACGACAGUCGCAAACACUGGUUCAUUCCUUCGCAGUGACUUUGAGUUCAAGGUCUACAUGCCAUCCAGUGGACAAGUGGAGGAUAGCAAGAUCGCCAACUAGCAACUGACAAUGCCAGCUAGCACCAGAUUAUAAUGCACAUUGUACAGAGUCCUAAACUAACACCUUAAUUUUACCAAUUGCUGUUGCUGAACGUGAUCGUUGCUGGCGUUUGCUUUUUC